This is a messenger RNA of Suillus discolor, 1334 nucleotides long. RefSeq lists its product as uncharacterized. The transcript has 5 exons. The record is from RefSeq and is a predicted model, not a curated record. Bases 238 to 1221 code for a protein of 327 amino acids. NCBI's taxonomy places the organism in Eukaryota, Fungi, Basidiomycota, Agaricomycetes, Boletales, Suillaceae.
AAAUUUCCAAGGCAAUGCCCGUAAGUCGCCAAGCUCUUUUAUCAAGCGCUCAUUCCAAACGAGGGCGAGCGAGGGUGUGGCUGUACUGAUACGGAAAUAGCACUUGUGGAACUCUUUCCCUUUCGUCCCAACGUAUAUAAACCUUCCUCAUCACAAUACCUUGAGCAUCCAAAGUCUCCAUACACUAUCACAUUCUCCCCAUGUUUUCUACAGCUCGUCCCCCUUCACAGUACCAGUAUGUUACCGUUAGACCCACCAUCUCGCCUCCAGCCUUGCAUAAUGCUCGCUACGCAGGAUGGGUUCGCUCCCCAAUACAACUUCCCCGUGUUGCUUUUACUAUUGAUACCUCCUUGCAUUCUCCCUAUGAGGUUACUACCACCAAUAGCCGUAGUUCAAAUUCUCAAUCUAUUCGGACUCUAUGCUUACUUGUCACUAGAAUCUCAUCCCUACGCAACUCACCCCUGCACAAAUUCCGGAGCGCAAGCAUCCGCUGAUAUAAUUGGUUAUGUUGACUCUCAACACUGCAACGUUUCUCGUCCAUGGUCAUGUAAUGGUGUUUCUGAGAUGCGUACCACAGCUCAACAUAAUACAGAUAACGCUGGGCUCAUAUAUGGCCAUUCUACACGACAAACGAUGCCUUCAAACCUCAAUAUCCAAAAGGCCUGCCCCCAUCCGUUUCUUGCGCCACCAUCCGCGCCAUUGAUAUACGACCUGCGCUAUUCGCCCACCUCUCUCCGUUUUCCAUUUCCAUCUCCAUUUGCGGGCUGCGGGUACGAAUUCCUUCGCGUCCCACUUACGUCAGAGAGGCCUAGGCAGAUACGGCUCAUCAGCCCAUACCUUCCCUGGGCGUUUGACAUCGGCUCAAGUGCCGGAGAAGAGGUUGUGACGUGUCUCGACGUUCUCUCUACUCUGCACGCUGCAUUGCAGUACCCGCUUACAGACACCGAGUGGGGAGCCGCUGGAGACGAUAAACGUGCGAGUCUCGUCAGAGCACGCGACCGUCGUCUGUGGAUACAGUUUGCAUUACAUGGGAGCUCAAAUCCUGCAUCACGGACUAGACCCACAGUGCAGCGAGAACCACUGCUACUCCGUGUCGACUGGCUUGGAUCCAGCGUUGCAUUCAUGGGGCUCGUCAAGGAUGAGGCUUUUGCGAGGAGAAGACUUGUUCCGGGUGGUAGGGAGCGCCCUGAGACGUGGGUGGUGAAGUUCCAGAAAUUAUGACACUGAAUGUUCGGAGUAAAUGUACAUCACAGCUCCCACACAUGGACACGGAGUAGGGCACUGUUGGAGAUGAUAAAUAUACUAGUCUUAUCGGAGCAUGCAAUAGCCUAAGG